Messenger RNA from Labrus mixtus (cuckoo wrasse), 1334 nucleotides. RefSeq lists its product as uncharacterized. NCBI's taxonomy places the organism in Eukaryota, Metazoa, Chordata, Actinopteri, Labriformes, Labridae. Bases 99 to 1121 code for a protein of 340 amino acids. The record is from RefSeq and is a predicted model, not a curated record. Gene Ontology annotation, biological process: response to bacterium. The transcript is spliced from 5 exons.
ACAGUCAACCUGAUUGGCCGAUCAAAUUCAAAGUCUCCUCUGUGAAGAGUGAAGAAGGAGUAGAGAUUUCAAUCAUUCAUCACAGCAAUCGCAGCACGAUGGCACCUCCAACCUUUGCUUUGUAUUUCACAUGCCUUUUCAUGGCCAAUUUUGCUUUUUCGACAACUUCCAAAAGUUCAUUUUUACAUUUUCAAACUGUCAGUGUUGGAGAAAGUGUGACCUUGCUGUGCACCUGUCAAGAUGAAACAGCCAUGAUGUUUUACUGGUAUAAGCAAACUUUGGGACAGAUACCCCAGCUGAUGACUACAUUCUAUAAGCAUAAUGAUCGUGUCACCUUUCAUGACAAAUUUAAUAACAACCCACGUUUCUCAUUUAAUCCUGAAAACCGUAAAUAUUCCUUGAAGAUUUGGGAUUUUGGAAUUUCAGAUUCAGCGACUUACUUCUGCAUUGGGAGUGAUUUAUAUAACUUUGAAUUUUGUCAGAGUACAACUGUCAGUGCAAAGGAUUUAGAUAUCCAAGCCAUUGUCCAUCAGUCAGUGUCUGAGACCACCACCAAGCCAGGAGCUAGCAUGACUCUGACCUGUACAGUCCACACUGGGACCUGUGAUGGAGAACACAGUGUUUACUGGUUCAAAAACUCUGAAGAAUCUCACUCAGGACUCAUUUACACCCAUGGUGGCAGGAAUGAUCAGUGUGAGAGGAACCACACUCCACAAACACACAGUUGUGUCUACAAUUUGCCAAUGACCAACCUAAAUCUUUCUCAUGCUGGGACCUACUACUGCGCUGUUGCAUCAUGUGGACACAUUGUGUUUGGAGAUGGGACUAAACUGGACUUUCACAAUGACGUGGACAUUUUUCUGAAAAAAUACUUCAAUAUUGUUUUUUUGGUACUGAACACCAUCCUGGUUGUCAUACUUACUGUCCUUGCGAUUGUGAUCAUUAUGACAAAGUGUGACCAAUGCACAGCUGGUGCAGAACCUUCUGCUCCCAUCACAACCACCGCAGAGAGCUCCCAUGACGUAGAUAAUGUGCAAUAUGCGGCUUUCAACGGUUCAAAAACAAAGAGCGACGGCACCUGGAGUGAGUGUGUGUACUUGUACGCAAAGCAGGAAAGUUGAGCAUGAUUUAUUUCAGUCUCUGAAUAACAUGACUUUGUAAAUGUAUAUUACAAAGUCAAUUAUAUAGUCCAAUUAUCAUUUUCCUCUUCUUUUCAAUAGUUGUAUUAGUUUUGAAUUUGAAUAAUUUAACCACUUUUGUCAACAUUAUAACAUGUUAUUAUGAUCAAUGUAAAAACUUUACCUGCAAUAAACCAACUGAACAAGCUUCUCCAA